AUGAGGAUUGUAGCUCUUCUCCUCGUUGUAGCUGUUCUACAGAAUCACAAAGUCACUGCUGUUGGAUAUCCACUGGACAUGGCAUUGAAUUCAGUUGAUGAUCAGUAUAAGGGAUGCACAGAGAAAAUGGCAGAUCAGGUGAAAACCAAAUAUCUGCCAAAGGAACUCAAUAACUCUAAAUCUAAUUUCAAAAAAGCUUGGAAAGAGGCUGAAGAAUCUAUUAAGAAUAAGACAAAUAACUUGACAAAUAAUCAUUUAAUUGCCAUCUAUAUGUACACUGGUGAUAAAGUGUUUCGUGAUUUCAAUAAUGCCACUCGUCAUGGCAGGCAAAACUACACCAUUGAGAAAUACGACUGGUAUUCACUUCACUUUCUGUUAACAGAGGCCUUACAGAUUCUGAAAACAACACAAAAUAGAUGCUUUGAUACUUUUCGUGGUACAAAAUUAAAGUUUGAACUUCUCGACAACACUGUUCGUUUUGGCUCAUUUGCAUCUUCCACUUACGAUUGGAAAAAGGCAACGUUUUUUGGAAAUGUGUCUUGUUUUGAGAUUCACACUUGUGCAGGUGCUGAUAUUACGAAUCAUUCCUAGCUUAAUCAUGAGAAAGAGGUGCUGAUUCCUCCAUAUGAGAUGUUUAGAGUCACUAAAACCAAGACAAUUGAUAAGCAGAAUAAUCUUUGGUGUAAAACUGUGUAUGUGUUGAACAGCACUGGAAUAAGGAGUGACCUGAACUGUGCUCUAUGCAGGAGACCAAACAAAAUCGAGAAAAAGCACUAUAUUUUGCUCUGAGCCAAAACACAGUGCAUUAAAUGUGCAUUUGUUAUUAAAGCUCCCAUAUGAACCUGUGUUAUUCAGCGGUUGUUAUCUUGGGAUAUCACACCAUACAAUGUCAUGACUGACCAAUCAGAAUCGAGCAUUCCAGACAGCCGUGCAAUGAAAUGCAUUAACAACUGCCUGGAUGUAAUUUAUUCGUUACUUAUUAAAUGGCUGUCUGAAAUGCUGGAUUCUGAUUGGUCAGUUGCGACAUUACAAAGUAUUUUGUUUCCAGAUAACAACUGCUAAAUAACACAGAUUCACAGAACUUUAAAUACACCCACAUUCAUUUA
Danio rerio (zebrafish) is the source of this 1106-nucleotide messenger RNA. NCBI's taxonomy places the organism in Eukaryota, Metazoa, Chordata, Actinopteri, Cypriniformes, Danionidae. The record is from RefSeq and is a predicted model, not a curated record.